Molecule: messenger RNA, 1419 nt
Organism: Aspergillus glaucus CBS 516.65
Lineage: Eukaryota; Fungi; Ascomycota; Eurotiomycetes; Eurotiales; Aspergillaceae
Exons: 2
Coding region: 10-1419 (469 amino acids)
Source: RefSeq, a predicted model, not a curated record
ACGCGAUGCAUGGACUACGACGACGCCCUCUUGGACCAAAGCGACCAAGUCUUUGAACCCUGGAAAAACAAGAUCUUCGAACACGAAACUCUCCGCGAAAUAGGAAAAUUCAUCGACAAGCACAGAGGAGGUCUCCCCGACGAACUCUUCUCACCAAAACGGGGCGCGUUUAACCUGACAUUCAAGAUGCGCUUCAAAGACGGUGGCUCAGCUGUGAUUCGGUUCCCGUGUCCUGGCGCUUCGAUGUUUCCAGAGGAAAAGGUGCAGCGUGAAGUUGCGGUUAUACAGUUUCUCGAGUUUUAUACCAGUUUGCGUAUACCGCAUGUUCUGCACUAUGGGGAUGAGGAGGAGAGUCCGUGUGGUCUGGGGCCGUUUAUUAUCAUGGAGCAUAUCAGCAACGAGGGGGAUUUUGUUGAUUCUCUUAAUAUACCUGGCCGGUCAAGUCAGGAGAGGCCGAUUCUGGACCCGUAUAUCUCGCAGGAGUUACUUGAAUGUGUCUAUGGUUAUAUGGCCGAUAUCAUGCUUCAAGUUUCGAGGCAUUCAUUCACGGAGAUCGGAUGCAUCACAAAAGCCAAUGAAGAUGACGAGUUUGACGAUACAUGGAUAGUGAAACACCGUCCGCUGACAUUCAACAUGAACGAACUCGUCCAGUUAGGCGUAGUAACGCCAGAGCAGCUUCCCAGGGAACCAUUCAUGACAGCCUCAUCAUAUUACCAGGCACUAGCCGAAAUGCACAUGAUACAUCUAUCGUCCCAGCGCAACGAUGCCAUCGAGUCUGCAGAAGAUUGUCGACAAAAGUAUAUUGCAAGAUGCCUUUUCCGGAAAAUCACCCGUGAAUAUCAGCUUUGCGAGGAUGAGGAUGGUCCAUUUAAGCUAUUCUGCGAUGACCUCCGACCAGGCAAUGUUCUCGCAGGUGUUAACCAUCAGAUGACUGGAGUCAUUGAUUGGGAGUUCACAUACGCGGCUCCCACUGCAUUUGCGUACAGUCCUCCAUUCUGGUUACUCCUGGAACUACCAGAAUUCUGGGACGAUGGUCUGGAUGAUUGGACUCAGAAAUACGAAGCAGUCUUACCUACGUUUCUCAAAGUACUCAAGGAAAAAGAGCAAGCAGCCAUUGAUCGGGGCACUUUGAAGAAGAGUGACCGACUAUCAGGGCAUAUGUUGGAGAGUUGGGAGACCGGAGAUUUCUGGGUGAAUUACGCUGCAAGGAAGAGUUUGGCGUUCGAUAUGGUAUACUGGGCGAAGAUUGACAAAAGGUUCUUUGGGGAUGGGGAUCUUGAAGAUCGGGUGAAGCUUUUGAUGCCGGAGGAAAGGGAAGAGAUGGAGGGAUUUGUUAGGAUGAAGAUGCAGGCUAAAGAGGAAGGUGGCUUGACUGACUGGGGUGAUAGCGAACAAUCUCUGUCUUCCCACCCAAAUUAA